This is a messenger RNA of Colias croceus (clouded yellow), 527 nucleotides long. Its product is annotated as sperm mitochondrial-associated cysteine-rich protein-like. NCBI's taxonomy places the organism in Eukaryota, Metazoa, Arthropoda, Insecta, Lepidoptera, Pieridae. The transcript has 2 exons. The coding region runs from base 78 to 503 and encodes 141 amino acids. The record is from RefSeq and is a predicted model, not a curated record.
ACAUGACAUGCAAUCAUUUUUCUAUGUAAAUUUUAAGUAAAAAAUAUUUUUUAUAUAAAUUUAUAAAAAAACCAAAAAUGAGUGCACCGUUUUAUAGUUACGACCCUUGCGUUUGUACUGGGAUGCCUUGCGGGGCCUGCUACCCGUAUUCAACGAAGCCUUGCGCAGCAUCAUGUAACGACCUGGGAAAGUGCUCCGUGUGUCCCGGUGGUGGAUGUUCCCCGUGCCCUGCGCCAGUGCGACCAUGUCCAGCUCCAUGCCCGGCUCUUCCAAUUUUACCCUGUUUGCCCCCAUGUCCACCGUGUGAUAAGCCAGCGACUCCAAUUCCACCGCCAGCGCCAUCUUGCGACAGCGUGGCGAUACCGUGCUGCAGGCCGAACCGCUGCAGGCCGUGUCCAUGCUACUGCUGCACUGAGCCCGCCUUGUGCUCUGUGAAGCGCUGCAGCCACCCCGGUGUACCUGUCUGUUGUGGUCGUUGUGGACCUUGUAUGCCCAUUUGGUGACGUAAUAAAUGAUGGAAAAAUAAA